Cylas formicarius (sweet potato weevil) is the source of this 3754-nucleotide messenger RNA. Its product is annotated as transient-receptor-potential-like protein. Gene Ontology annotation, biological process: manganese ion transport; calcium ion transmembrane transport; regulation of cytosolic calcium ion concentration. The record is from RefSeq and is a predicted model, not a curated record. Gene Ontology annotation, molecular function: inositol 1,4,5 trisphosphate binding; store-operated calcium channel activity; protein binding. Gene Ontology annotation, cellular component: membrane; cation channel complex. Lineage: Eukaryota; Metazoa; Arthropoda; Insecta; Coleoptera; Brentidae.
GUGCCAUUUUAAGUGCGUUUUGUAUUGCUGUCGCCAUGGGCACCCAAAGCGACGAGGAGGACGUCGAAAAUAAAAUAACAAGGAAAAAUAUCAUCAUGCCGAAUUUACCGAAAACGCUUUCCUUAGAAGAGAAAAAAUAUCUAUUGGCAAUCGAGAGAGGUGAUUUGGGCAAUGUCAGACGUUUAUUGCAGAAGGUUCAACGCAAAAAAACCUUCGAUAUAAACUGCAUGGAUAGCUUGGGCAGAGGCGCCUUAUCCAUAGCGAUAGACCAAGAAAACUUGGAAAUGGUAGAGCUUCUGGUUGUGAUGGGCGUGGAGACCAGGGACGCCCUAUUACACGCGAUAAAUGUCGAAUUCGUCGAAGCGGUGGAACUGCUGCUGGAACAUGAAGAGCUCAUACACCAAGAGGCGGAGCCAUAUAGUUGGCAAAAAGUCGACAUUAACACAGCCAUGUUUACGCCGGAUAUCACUCCGCUUAUCCUGGCUGCACAUAGGAAUAACUACGAGAUAUUGAAAAUUUUAUUGGACAGGGGAGCUUCGAUUCCCAUGCCUCACGACGUCAAGUGUGGUUGUGACGAAUGUAUUAGAGAAUCCGAAAAGGACUCCUUGCGUCAUUCGCUAUCUAGACUGAACGAAUAUCGAGCACUGGCUAGUCCAUCACUAAUCGCACUAUCGUCUAGCGAUCCGCUGCUGACGGCUUUUCAGCUUUCAUGGGAACUGCGUAACUUGGCCGCCUUCGCCGAACCGGAAUGCAAAUCGGAGUACAUGGAUCUCAGGCGCCAGUGUCAGCAAUUUGCAGUCGAUUUGCUGCACCAAUCGAGGAGCUCACAAGAGUUGGCGAUUAUUUUGAACCACGACCCAGAUAAUUCAGCUAUUGAGGAGGGCGAACACAUGAAAUUUGCCAGACUUGAGCUGGCCAUUAUGUACAAACAGAAGAAGUUUGUGGCCCAUCCCAACAUCCAACAACUGCUGGCUGCGUUUUGGUACGAAGGCGUCCCAGGCUUCAGAAGAAAAUCAAGCAUGAACAAAAUCUUGAUUAUAGUGAGGGUGGCGCUCCUGUUUCCCUUCUACUGCAUGUUGUACAUGCUGGCCCCCGAAACCAAAACCGGGAAACUGAUGCGGAAGCCGUUCAUGAAAUUUUUGAUUCACGCUUCGUCGUACCUCUUCUUUUUGUUGCUCCUCAUCCUGGUUUCUUUACGGGCAGAAGAUCUAUUUUUCGAAUUUUUUGGCUCGGAAUCGAUGAAAGCGUUCGUGAUCGAGAAGAAAGCGAAACAAAGAGGAAAUUAUCCCACAAUUCUCGAAUACGCUGUUCUGAUAUACGUUGUGAGUUUUAUCGUAGAAGAAACGCAAGAGAUAUUCACCGAAGGGAUAAAGUCGUACCUGCGCAAUCUAUGGAACUUCAUAGAUUUUACGAGGAAUUUGUUUUACACGAUGACGUUUGGGUUGCGUGUCAUCGCCUAUAUACAACAGGCCAAUGAAAUCCGUCACGAUCCAAAUACUGCUUACUUCAGGAGAGAACAGUGGAACGCGUUCGAUCCCCAACUGAUCGCAGAAGGAUUGUUUGCUGCCGCUAAUAUACUCAGUGCAUUGAAAUUGGUACAUCUGUUCUCCAUAAAUCCACACCUCGGACCACUGCAAAUAUCACUCGGACGGAUGGUAAUAGACAUCGUCAAGUUCUUCUUUAUAUAUUCGUUGGUACUCUUUGCCUUCGCAUGUGGUCUAAAUCAACUGCUGUGGUACUUUUCGGACUUGGAGAGACAAAAAUGCUACCAUCUUCCCUCUGGCGAUCCCGAUUUCGACAAUGCUGGCGAUUCUUGCAUGAAGUGGCGACGGUUUGCAAACGUUUUUGAAUCUUCACAGUCGCUCUUUUGGGCGAGUUUCGGGAUGAUCGAUUUGGCCAGCUUCGAGCUUACCGGCAUCAAAACUUACACGAGAUUCUGGGGUCUUCUGAUGUUCGGUUCAUACUCCGUAAUUAAUGUAAUCGUUCUGCUGAAUCUACUCAUCGCUAUGAUGUCCAAUUCUUAUGCGAUGAUUGAGGAACAUUCAGACACCGAAUGGAAGUUUGCGAGAACCAAGCUGUGGCUGAGCUAUUUUGACGAGUCGGGUACCCUGCCUCCGCCUUUUAAUAUUUUCCCAAAGCCGAAAAACUUUCUGAAGCUCCUCGGGAUUAGAAAGAAGGAUCGGAUGAGACGAAUGUCCACGAAGAGAAGGAACCGCGAGGAGAAAGAAAGAGACUACCGAUAUACGGCGGUGAUGCGAGCUCUAGUUUGGCGAUACGUGUCGGCGAUGCAUCGCAAAUGCGACGAGAGCGAGGUUACCGAAGACGACGUCAACGAACUGAAAAGCGACAUAUCAUCAUUCCGCUACGAGAUACUAGAAGUGUUGAACAGGAACGGGAUGGACAUUUCCUCGGCCGAAAUAAAAGAGAAAGCUGUGCUGGGCAAAAAAAUGAAGGUGUGGGAGAGGAGAUUGUUGAAAGACUUCAAAGUGGCUCCGGUGGCAGCCGAAGAAAACGAGGAUAUAUUCGCUCCGCCUCCGGACAAUGAGUCGUCACUAGCAAGGUUUAGACGGAUCGCUAGAAUGGCAGCACUGGAUUCCAAUUUAAACAAGUGGAAAGCGGUAGUUAAGGGGGCCUGCAUUGCAUCGCAGAUCGGGCGAUGCCAUAGCAGGGACUCGUUCAAAAAACAGCAAAAUCUACAGAAAGCCAUGGCGCAAGCGCGGAAGCUAGCUGAGAAAACGCCGGAAUCUUCUCGGGCCACUACGCCACUGGUGUUGCCCGAUUUUACGGGAGAGGAGCUUGUUAAACUUGUCACGGAAGAUGAGACUUCGCACGCUAAACCAGCUAAGAAAACAGUCACCCUUAAUCCGAACGUAGCCAUGAUAAGAGGUCAAGGACCACCACUGUCGCCGACCAUAUCAGUGAUCCCGCCUCAGUCGCCUGUUCCAGAGCAGUCCCCGAGUGCUGCUAACGACGUCGAUCUGAUUAAUUUGGAAAGCUCUGAAAAUUCACCUAUAGCGAGCAAGAAGGAAGGCGCUUCUUCGACGCAACCGCCGGUGGAAGUGAUUCCGGAUGUGCCGCCUUCACCAAAGAAGGACAUUUUGGAAAUUCAAGAAAGCGCGCCGACGGGCGAAGAUGAUUCGAAAAAUGAAGAUACUUUCGAAUGGGAAAAGUCCGCUAAGGAUUCGGUCGAAGCGGAUCAGCAGUUGUCCGACAAAAAUUCGUUCUCUUCUAACGAGAAGCUCGCCGAUUCAGAAGACGGCAGCAUAUACGACGAGCUGAAUCGUAUAAUCUCUUCCGAUGACGGCGGGGUCUCGUCGAAGGACGAGGACAGCGCCGAUUUCGAUGGAAUUAUCGAAAAGGAGAAAUCUGACGACGAUGGCGAGGAAAUCGUUCCAUUAAAAGAUGAUAUCGGACUGGGCGAUAUUCCGAUAGCCUGCGAGGAACCCGGAUCUCCACCAAAACGACCCCCCAUUCCUCAGCCGAGCGGCCAUGGGUCACCGCCGACAGUGUCGCCACCUGCUCGAAAAGAGACGCUACUUUUGUCGCCUGAAGACGUACCUUCGCAACAGGCGGAGACGCAUUUGCUUGUCGUAGAUAAACCUCCUUCGCCGCCCAGGUCCGCCAGUCCAUUAAUGAGAAAAAAUGUCCAACGGGUGGGAACCAAACCCUUUGGUCAACCCAGUUACGGGUGGCUUUAAGGAAUAUGAAAAUAACUGUUAUAUUUGGUUUGUUGCUGGAAUAAAGGAUGCUUACU